This is a messenger RNA of Penaeus monodon (black tiger shrimp), 1596 nucleotides long. Its product is annotated as very low-density lipoprotein receptor-like. The record is from RefSeq and is a predicted model, not a curated record. The coding region runs from base 1 to 1581 and encodes 526 amino acids. NCBI's taxonomy places the organism in Eukaryota, Metazoa, Arthropoda, Malacostraca, Decapoda, Penaeidae. Gene Ontology annotation, molecular function: calcium ion binding; protein binding. The transcript has 3 exons.
AUGGUAACUGAUGUGAUAAAGAAAGCUAAAGCCCUGGCCACACACGAAGAAUAUAAGAAAAUCUGGGAUAGCAACAUCGGCAAAAUCAAAGUCUGUGAACUUGAUAUUGCCCAACGUUGCUCCACAUUGAUUUUGGUACCAACAUUUUUGGUGGCAGCAGGGGGAUGGUCCAGCAUUUUGUCUUGGAGGGUGGCUCUCCUGGUCUUGGUUCUACACGCGGGGUCAUCUCAGGGACAAGGAGAUGAGGCCAACAGCGUCCGUGCUCGGAUGAUGCGUCCUUUCCGAAAUGCUGGCACUGGACCCAACGCCACAACCACGAACACAAACACAACCACGACCAGAGUUACAAGCAGUAGUGCUCAAGUUCAGGUUACCACAGAGGCUCCCUUAACAGAAGAACUGACCUCGACCUGCCAGCCGCCGCAGUUUGCGUGUGGCGGCAACUCGGGGAUCUGCCUGCAGUCCUCCCAGCGCUGUGACGGCAGCGAGGACUGCCCGGACGGGUCGGACGAGCACAACUGCAAUACGUGCGACGAGACCCGGAUGUUCCGGUGCUCAAACGGCCAAUGCAUCACCAAAUUCUGGAGAUGUGACGAUGAUGUGGAUUGCUUUGACCACAGCGACGAGCAGGGAUGUCCGGUCAAUGAGGAAAGCGCCUGCUCGAGUGGCUUCUUCGAGUGUGCGUCGGGCGAGUGCAUGCCGAGGUCGUGGGUGUGUGACGGGGAGAGCGACUGCGCGGAUCACACGGACGAGAGCGCCUGCUCGUCUGCCCCCGUGACUUGUCUGCCGAACCAGUUCAGAUGCAAAACCGGUACCUGCAUAGCUGCCGCCUUCCGGUGCGAUGGAGAACUGGACUGUCCCAGCGGCGAAGACGAGGCCCACUGCAGUGAUAUCCAGUGCAGCGAUUCCCAAGACCAUUACCAGUGCAAAAGUGGUGAAUGCAUUUCCAUCCAAGCAGUUUGCGACCAACAUGAAGACUGCCGGGAUGGUAGCGACGAGGGUGGUUUUUCCUCGGAGACGUGUAAGGUUACAGACUGCAUCCACCUGUGCAAAAUGACCCCUCAGGGACCCCACUGUAUGUGCAAAGAAGGCUAUGCACGAAAUACAUCAAAUGAUUGUGUAGAUGUGAACGAGUGUGCUGCCAACGUCUCUGUCUGUGAUCACUUCUGCCAAAAUACUGUCGGCGGCUUCAAUUGCUCCUGUGCAGAGGACUAUAUGCUGCAGGCUGACAUGAAAUCCUGCAAAACUACAAUACGAGGCGAUGCACUACUUUUCAUGGCACAAGGAAAUGACGUAAGGAUGUUGGACCUUGGCCUUACUCUGUAUUCGCAGAUCUAUGCAGGCUUUGCUCAGAGUAUAGCCAUUGCGUAUGAUCCGAUCGACGACAUGGUGUACUGGAGUACUGAUCAGGGUGUCUUCAGGAUAUCUAGAAGGGGCGGUACGAUCCCGUCUAUCGUAGUCAACGAAGGCGUGGGCAUGGUGGAAGGACUCGCAGUCUACUGGUUCGGGAGGAAUCUGUACACGACGGACUCCGUGUGGAAACGUGUGUUUGUGUGCUCCUCCCCAUGGAUCCUACAGUGAUUUGCCGACGAACUG